GAUAAAGAGUUCUAGGUAAGGAAUCCCGUGCUCCGUUACCAGCCACCAUCUCCCCUAAAAGGUGUGCGGUGCCGUCUCGUUUCUCGCGUGGAUUUAAACUUCGAAUGACCAAUUUCUCAUGGCGCGUGAUUCGCAGCGGGCAGACAGUCGCCUCCUGACGAAAGCCCGCACAAACGAGGCGACCACUGCGCCACAUACGCACGCGGCCAGCAAUUAUUCCCUCCCUAGUCGAGCCGAAGGCUGCUGGCGCUACCAGCAGCAUCGAUGAGACGUCCCAACCAAAGCUAACAGCAGCAGAAGCUACGUGUAGAGCCCGCGCAGCAGCACAUGGCCAACCACAGUUUUAGAUUACUAGUCGCACGGUUCGACCUAGUCGAAACUAGCAAACUAGUCACACCUAGCGCUAGGCUAAACGGAUUCAAGCACUAGGUGCACGGAAUCCUCAGUCGCCUCCGAGUCGUAUGAAACUCAAAGCCCACGGACUGUCGCCAUUUACUAGAGGGCGCCACCUGAAACUCGCGAAAGAAGUCUCACACUAAGGAUGGAUUAACUACUAGUAGUACCGCAUCUUCGCCCUUGUGAGCCGCCUAACACAUCGCGUCGUCUGGAUUGCUCGAAUCAUCGUAGCCUUUCCGUAGCCUUUUUUGGAGUUUUCCUGGCAGACGACUCGUUUGUUGUCGAGGUUUUAGCAUAAGCGCGCACUGCCCGUCCCUACAGUUUGUAUAUAAAAAGAACAUUUUACGAGAUUACUGUACAUCAGGGGUUUCCGCGAUACUAUCUCAGGUCAUUGGUCUGCUCGCAGUGCGAGCAGGAAAUUGGUCUUCCUCCGUUCUCGCACGUUCUCGCACGCUCUCGCCUUUCCCUCAUUUCUGUCCAUCUCCCGAAUCACACGUUAGGCCGCACAAGCGCGCGAACUCUCUCCGCUCCGCGCCAAAUCCCUCCGCUUCGCGCUAAAUCCCUCCGCUCCGCGCUAAAUCCCUCCGCUCCGCGCUAAAUCCCUCCGCUCCGCGCUAAAUCCGUACGCUUCGCGCUAAAUCCCUCCACUUCGCGCUGAAUCCCUCCGCUUCGCGCUGAAUCCCUCUGCUCCGCGCUAAAUCCCUUCGCUCCACGUUAAAUCCCUCCGCUUCGCUCUGAAUUCCUCUGGGCGGUGCCGGUCCGCGCGUUUCCUUCCGCUCCGCGCCUACUAAAAUGCGCUGUCCUGCACCCAGUCGACGCAGCGUCGCUGGCGCGAUGACCGUUGAGCCGAUUCAAAGGUUUCAAAAGACACCUCGCGGCUCCGCAGCGACCAGAAUGCGCUGCCCUACGCACAGUCGGCGCAGCGGCGCUAGCGGCGUGAUUCUCGCCGGCCUGCUGCUCCUCGCUGUCUGCGCGCGCUCGUGUGAAGCCGUGACCGACCCGGCGCAAGCCGCCAUUCUCAGCACCUUUGCCGCGUCCCUCGGCGUGGGCAACCCCUUCUUCAACACCUGGGCGGGUGGUGACCCCUGUGGGGAGAGCAGCGGGGUGCCAUGGCCCGGAGUUGCGUGCUCGGCUGCGUCUUCGGGGACAAACGUGGUGACUGCGCUCACGUUACCAAGUGUGGGGCUUUCAGGAGAGCUUCCUGCUUCCCUAUUCGACCUCACGACUCUAACCAACCUUGACCUGUCUCUGAACUCUGAUCUCUCCGGCUCUCUCCCCUCCAUCAUUGGUCAACUGACCGGCCUUCAAAUGCUCGCGCUACAGCAAACGGGAAUCAAAGGAGAGCUGCCCCCUUCUGUGUUUGGCCUCACGGAUCUAAGCCAUCUGGACCUUUCCUUGAACCCCACCCUCAAGGGCUCUCUCCCCUCCACCAUAGGAGCCCUCACUCGCCUCCAGUGCCUGUAUUUGUACGGGUGUGAGUUGUCAGGCUCGAUUCCAACGACAAUUGCUACUAUGGCCAGUCUCAGUCGACUGGAUAUCAAUGACAACUAUUUCUCGGGACCCCUUCCCACCGCGAUGCGCAACCUCUCGCAGCUCUACUACUUUGACGUGACCAACAACCAGCUGCACGGGUCUGUGCCCACGUUUGGCACCAGAGUGGGGCACCUGCACUUGAGUAACAACCUCUUCACAUCGCUUCCUUCCCACCUGGGCUCGCUGCACAAUCUCGUUCACCUCAUUGUCGACAACAACCUCUUGAACCAGGACUUUCCAAGAUGGGUCACUGGCCUCACGAAACUCCAACUCCUACAACUCAGCAACAACACUAUAUCGGGAAAGAUCACUACUCUCAAGAUGACUUCUUUAGAAACCCUGUCACUCUGCAAUUGCUCCAUGCCGCUUCAGAAGCUGCCGGCAUUCAGAGAGCUUCCAAAUCUCGCUCACCUAGACUUGAGCGAGAAUCAGUUCAAUGGGACCAUCUCUAGUGAUCUCUUCACCGCCCACUCCAGACUCGGCACCUUAAAACUCCAGAAGAACAAUCUUACGGGUGUAAUUCCUCCUGAGAUUAUCAACGCAUCUCUUCUCCAUCUGUCCACACUUUACUUGUCAGGCAACAACCUCACGGGUCCAGUGCCCAACCUGCUCAAGAUCCCCUCAUUGACGUUCAUCAAUCUAUACGACAACCAGUUUAGCGGGGCUCCCGACAAGCUACUCACCAACGCAAACGUCACCGACAGAAACGUCAGCUUGCAGCUCUACGGCAAUCCGCUCUGCUCACCCUACCGCACUCAAGUGGAGAUAGUCUGCCUUCCCCCUACGGGCGAUCUGGAGUACACCCUCCCUGCCUUCUGUGAAUCAGCGCACUGCGACCCCCUCUACCCCAGCUACCCAGCCUACUACUACCCCACCGACCCCAGCAUCCCAGAGGAUUGCCAGUGCGUGUCGCCGCUGAUAGUGGAGAUUCAGUUCAGAGCGGCGCAGUACUCGGAGUUUGAUCGCGAGAUAGUGAGGCGGCUUGAAUUGAGGAUAUGGAGCAGCUUGAAGGAGACGCCGAUUUAUGUGACGAUGAAGCCAGAGCAGGUCAUUGUCAGCAAAAUCACCACAUCUCCCAUCAUGUCCAAUACCAUUACAAUGACCAUCCACUUCUUCCCGCCUGUAAGCGACCCGACCUGGCAGCGGGAGCCAGCAGCCGGCCAGCCCAAGGCGAUAAUGGCCGCGUUUGACUCCCACAAAGCAUUGGAUCGCAGCGACCUUGGGCCGUACACCAUCGAGCGUGUCACGCUCCCUGCUACCCCUCCUGCUUCUGCCAAUGCCAGCUCACCAGCAGCAACAGCAGAACCAGCAUCAGGAGGAGUGUCAGUUGCAGUGAUCGUGGGAGUGGUGGCAGCUGGGGUGGCUAUCCUUGCUCUGCUGCUUGUGGGGCUGUAUUGGUUGCUGCUGCGGCAUCAAAAGAAGAAAGAGUGGUGGCAGGACGAGGACUACGAGGCCAUAGAGGGGCUGCAGAUUCAAGGCGUGCAGCGAUUCAAACUCAAGGAGCUGGCGGAUGCCACUGAGGGGUUCAGCUCGCUGCUGGGGGAGGGCGGAUACGGACAGGUGUACCAUGGCGUGUUGCCAUCUGGCGAAACUGUCGCGGUCAAACGGUCCAAGCCAGGAGUGCAGGUGAACGGCAAGGAAUUCCGCAACGAGAUCGAGCUGCUGUCGGCGGUGCGCCAUCGCAACCUGGUGCUGCUGAGGGGCUUCUGCGUGGAGCAGGGCGAGCAGCUGCUGGUGUAUGAAUUCAUCGAGAGAGGGACGCUGGAGGACAUGCUGAGAGGCAAGUCUGGCGCACCCCUGUCGUGGCAGCAGCGGCUGGACAUCGCGUGUGGAGCGGCGAGGGGGUUUGCCUACCUGCACCACCAGAUCAAGCCACCCAUCAUCCACCGCGACGUCAAGACGGCCAACAUCCUGAUCACCGGGUCAGGGGAGGCCAAGGUGGCGGACUUUGGGAUCUCCAAGGCGGUGCUGGAGGAGGGGGUGCGGCUGGACACUCAGAUCAAGGGCACUGUGGGCUACCUGGACCCCGAGUACUACCUCUCGGACCUGCUCACCGAGAAGAGCGACGUCUUCAGCUUCGGCAUCGUGCUGCUGGAGAUCGCCACAGGGCUGCGGCCAAUCACGGAGCAGCAGCACAUCCGGCAGAUCGUCAUCAAACGCGUCAUGGCCGGUGGGGGCGUGUUCAGCGUCAUCGACCUAACGCUGCUGGAGGCUCAUGGGGAGGUGGGGGAGGUGGGGGAAGACGCAGAGGGCAAACGGCAAUCCCAAGGCAAUCCCGGGGACUUGGAGGACCAAAGGCAAUCCCGGGGUGAUAGUUCUCCAGGGGGUAUUCCCAAGGAGGUGGAGGCGACGUUUGAGUGGUUUCUGAAGCUGGGGAUGCGGUGCAGUGGGCGGCAUUCGCAGGACCGCCCCACCAUGAUCCACGUGGCCACUGAGCUGGACGCCAUGCGGGCGAGAGUUAUCCAGAUCACAGGGCUCCGGGGAGGAGCUGCUGCUGGUGGCAGUGGUGGUGCUGCUGAUGCUGCUGUCAGUGGUGCCAUUCCUGCUGGCACCACUCCAACCGUCAACACUGGUGCUGGUGCUAGCAGUGCUGUGGGUGCGGGUGCGGGUGCGGGCGCGGGCGCGGGUAGCGAGCCAGGGUUCUGGGAGGAAAUGGCAGGCGAAGGGGCUCUGGUGGCAGGGUUCAACGAUGCCGAAGAUGAUGAUGAGUAUGGGCAGGAGAUAUAUGAUGAGAUGAUGCGUGAGGCUGGUGAAGCCAAGGGUAAGACAGGUACGACAGAGAGGGUCACUUCUAAGAGUGUGGAGAGAGGGUAUACAAGCGGCAGCAGUGGAGGUGCCUGGAGAGAGGGGGGGUCGACAACAGGUUGGACGACAGACAGCACCCCAAGCAGAGAGAUUUGAAAUGUUGAAAUGUGGCCAGCCUUGGAGGGGGACAUCAAAUAGUGUUGGUUAAAGCAUGCUCUCAAUAAGACGUCCACUGUAAAUUUAGAAUAAUAUGCUCCGCGUGAGCAAGUGAUGGGUUUUGCUUCUGGUUUCUGUUUCGUGCCUCGUUUUCUUUUUUCCUUUUGUGGCUCCAACUUCCAAGCAGAUAUGCAUAAUAUUUGGAGUUAUGGCGACUCAGUCACCUGCAAGUACGCCUGCUGGCCGCGCAUACUGCUUUUCUGUCUCGGAGGCGCGCUCGUCCUCACCCUUAUCGGCGUCUCCAUCUUCCUCAUCGUGCGCUGCAACCGCAAGCGUGCCGCGGAGCAAUACGCCGCCAAGGCCGGGCCCGCAGGAGCAGGCUAUCCGCCCGCAGGCAACGUGUAGCUAGAACAUUAG
Molecule: messenger RNA, 5247 nt
Organism: Closterium sp. NIES-67
Lineage: Eukaryota; Viridiplantae; Streptophyta; Zygnematophyceae; Desmidiales; Closteriaceae
Source: the annotation of a GenBank genome assembly